UUCAAAAGAAAACAAAAUAGUCAAAAAGUAAACAAAUAAAAAAUCUGUUUUUGUUGCAGCCAGCAGAAAUUUUAUCAAAAACAAAAAUGACCAAAGAUCUGAUAAAACUAUGUCGAACAUGUUUAGCACCUGAUAAAGAUCUAAUAUCCAUCUUUGAUGAAGAAAAUUCAGAAAACAAUGAUUACAGAUGUAUUGUGGAUACAAUAGGAACCCUGACAAAUAUUAUGCCAAAAAAGUCUGACGGUUUGCCAGAAUUAGUUUGUAUUCCUUGUUCCAACGAAAUUCAAAGGAUUCACUCUUUCAAAGUAACAUGUGUAAACUCUUAUUACGUUUUAAGAAAAAUGUUGGAAAAAACAGAUGAAGAUGAAUUAAUGGGCCAGGAUAAAGUCCCUGAGCAGAAUCUUUUACUAUACAAUGAUCAAAAUACUCAACAGAAAUUUGAUUCUGGCCAUUCGGACGUUAAAAUCGAAGAACCGGGUUGUUCUCCUCUCGCCAUGCAUUCUGAUAGAGCUGAUCAAAACCAAAGAGAAAUAAUGAUUCAGAAGUUUGAAGUCCUAAUUAAAGAAGAACCCAGCUCGUCUGAAUCUGAAUUACAAGUUGAUUUAGGUAAAUCACUUCCAGCUAGAAACGAAGAAACUGAAACAAUGAGUUUAGAAACAAAGCACGAUAUUGAUUCUUGUAAAAGCUCAAAUAAAAGUGUAUCUGAAGAGGAUGUAGAGGAAAAUACUAGGGAAACAAACACAGAUGAAGAUGAUGAAACGUUAGGGAAAGACGGUGUCCAAAAAAAUGAUAAGGAAGGUCAACCAAAACUUCAAUGUCCUAAUUGUAAUAAGAUAUUCAAGCAUUUAGAGCGCCUGAAAAAACAUUUAAGUAAUCGCUCUUAUUGCAAAGGAAAUUUAGUUUUUACUUGUUCCAUAUGUGGCAAACUUUACAAUCGCCAGUAUAGUCUGCAGCGCCAUUUUAUGGUUACUCACAAACAGAUAUUGACGAAGGAAAUUGUAACCAAAAGUAAAAAGACAACCAAAGACAAACAAACAGAAGAAAUGCAAAAUGAAGAAAUUCAAAUGAAAAAAGUAUUGGAGCAGCCUGUAAACAAAGAAUUCGAAACAAUUGAAACAUUGCGUCAGUGCCUUCGCUGCAAUAUAGUAUUUCAGGAUGACGACUCUUUGGCUGAACACAAGAAAACUCACAAAGAAAAACCACAUACUUGCAACCUCUGUGAUAAGCCUUUUAAAUGUGCUUAUAAUCUUAAAAUCCAUCUAAUGAAUCAUGACAAAAUAAAACCUUUCCGAUGCGAACAAUGUGAUCAAAGCUUUGUCAGGAACUCUUGUCUAACCAGGCAUUUAAAAACCCACAUGGGUGAACGUCCGUUUACAUGUGAAUUUUGCAACAAAGGAUUUACUUAUUUGUAUGCUCUAAAGACUCACCAACGUUCUCACACGGAAAUACGACCGUUUGCUUGUACUCUAUGUUCGAUGCGAUUUAAGUUUGCAAGCACUCUUAAAGAACACCACAGGACACAUACGGGCGAAAAACCAUAUGCUUGCAAAAUAUGCCCAAGAAAACUUUCAAGCAAGACUAAUUUUAAAAUUCAUAUGAAAACUCAUGAAAAAAGACCAGCGCAACAAGUAGGGAAUGACUGUGAUGAUGUAUCAAAAGUAUUUAAACAAGUGCCAAAUAUGCCUGUGGGAUUCUCCAAGGCAUGCCGAACAUGCUUAACUCUCGAUGGAACACUUAUUUCAAUCUACGAUUCAAUAAGCUACCAUGGAAAUGGACGUGUUACCGAAAUGAUUAAAGACAUUACAAAAAUCAAACCCAUGAAAUCCGAUGGACUUCCUGAACUUGUUUGCCAGACAUGUUUAAAUGAAAUAAAUCGAUGUUAUUCAUUUAAAGUCAAAUGCCUAAAUUCCGAUAGUACAUUGAGGAAACUCUUUGCUAUUGAAGAAGAGCUUGAAACACCACCACAACAACAACAGGUGGUGGCGCAAGACGAGGAAAUAGAAUACAAACCUUUAAUUCACAAUUUUAUGUUAAUUCAUAAUCCGGACGAGCCGGAAACAGAUUUUGAGCCACCAAUUAAAAUUAAAACCGAAAAUAACCAAGAUGAACAGUCGUAUGGAUAUUUUGUUAUUACUUCAGUUUGUAGUCAGAAUGACCAAACAAAUGGAGGUGAUGGUGAAGAAACAAUUAAAUCAACACCGCAAGUAUACAUCAAAGAAGAGAUUGAUUAUGAGAUGGAUGCUUACAAUGCGUCUUCAAUGGGGCGCUUAGCAUAUAGCGAUGUAAAUAGUGCUGACCAAUCUCAUUGUUUAGAUAAUAUAUCAUUGGAAUUAUCACAUCCACAAGUAAAACUAGAACAUGAAGAAUCAUUUGCAUUUGAAACGCCAAUUAUAGAAAAUGCCCCAGUGAAACCCUGUUUUAAAUGUCCUAAGUGCGACAGAGAAUUUUUAUAUACUUCACGUCUCAAAAAACACAUGCGGUCACACAACUCCAAACCGUAUAUGUGCACAACAUGUUCAAAAACAUUCAAGCUUCAAGCACAAUUAAAGAAUCAUAUCGAUUCAAUUCAUCGAAAUAUUAAGCCUUUCAAGUGUGAAGAGUGUCCUCGAACUUUUUCUUUUCCAUCAAAAUUAAAAGAGCAUCUCAGAUCACAUAAGGGAAGUAUUAAAGUUACGCCCACUCCCACUCCUACUUCAACUCCCGCUUCAAGUCACAGAGACAUAAAGAUAUUUGAGUGCGAUGAGUGUCCUAGAACGUUUUAUUUCCCAUCAAAACUAAAAGAACACCUCCGAUCACAUAAAACUAAAAACUUAACAAGUUAUUAUGAAGAGCCAACUGAAUUUGCCAAACAUAUUGGAGAUGAGAAAUACGCAGACGAUCCGAAACAAGAACUUAAAUACACUGAUCCUGCUAAAAGUAUUGACAAAAACCUAGAUGACAAUAUAAAAGAACAACCUUUUGCUUGGAUGAAUGAGCACCAGAAUCAGCGUUCAACAAGACGUUCAGCUCGAAUUCAAAGAGAAGAAUUAAAAACUCCAGAUAGUGCAAAUAAUGUAAUACAGUCAAAUAGUAGCACUUCUGAGCCAACUGAUGUUAAAGUGAGAACAAGACAACAAGACAAGUUAACAAGGAUUAAUUAUGCGGUUGAUGACGAAGAUGAAGCCCCUGAUGAAAAAAACAGUGCUGAAGGAUCACAUCAGUAUAAUUGUCCCCAUUGCACCAAAGUAUUUAAAUACUUAUCACGUCUAACCGAACACGUUGUAUGUCAUAGCGAUGCCCGCCCAUUCGAUUGUACAAAUUGUGGAAAAUGUUUCAAAUCUCCUGGUCAACUGGCACGACAUCUUAAAACAAGCCACAAAGUCUUUACCUUUAGAAGAAGUAGAAAAGGAUUUUCUAGGCGGCGAGGUUUGAAACGAAAAAAUGUAAACAAGAAUUUUAUUCGCAAAAAAUUGGAUGUGGGCGUCAAAAGUUCGGACUACAUAACUGAAAAUGAAAACCAAUAUGAACAAACAAAAGAGAUCAACAUUGAUCCAUCAGGUGAAAACGAAAUUCAAAUUGACCAUACGAAUGAGAUUAGCCCUGAUCAGUCUGAAAAUAUUUGUGAUGAUAAACAGGUUCAAGAAACCAUUAACAGUAAUAGUCUAGCAGAAAUCGAACCAACACAAGAUAAUAUUAAGAAAAGUGAAAUAACGAAAUGCGAGCUCACAUUGAAACAUUCGAAAAAAAUAAAAAAAGAAAAAACACCCGAAAAUUUGGAAAAUCCACCAGAGCUUCAAAACGAGACAUUGGAAAAAAGUAUUGAAGAACCACCAACAUUUCAUUGUGAAAAAUGUGAUGAAACAUUCCAUGUUAGUGCGCGUUUUUAUACUCACAUGCGUGGCCAUGGCAUUGAAAGGCCUUUCAUUUGUUCGUUAUGUGGUAGAGGUUUUAAGAAUAAUGGCAAUCUUAAGAGCCACAUUGUGAUAACCCAUGAGAAACUUAAGCCUUUCAAGUGCAAUGAUUGUAAACGUACAUUUUCUUGUAAAUCAAAUUUAAACAAACAUUUAAAAUCACGGGUUUGGACGCAUAGUUGUGUUAAAGAGUUCAACGGUCGUCGUGGAGGUGCAAAAAAGAAGAUAAAACGUAAAAAGCUAUCAAAUAAAGAACAUGAAAAUGAAGACUUAAUUGAAGACAAAGACACAAGCGAACAAAUUCAAGGAGAACUUUCUAAUGAGGACAAAAACGAAAAUUCACUUAUAUCUUCUGCUGAUGACAAGUGCAAACUUGAAACAGAACAAAAAACUGGAGAAUUAAAUGAAGAAGUAAAAAGUCCAGAUGAUAAUGGCCAAGAAGCACUUGUUGUUGGAGUUAGUCCAGAUACAAUUAAUUUACCAGAAUCAGUCUCAGUUGAAAUGAGUUCCGAUUCCCCCAAAUUAGAAUCAGAAGACCAAUUAAAAAAAUCAGAUUCUGUAAUUAAGCAAGCAGAAGAAAAAGGUGCUAAUAUAAAGCAAAAAAAGAAACUUGAGUGCCCUCAUUGCAAUAAAGUAUUUUCAUACGAGUCCUAUCUUAAAAAACACAUGCAAAGUCACAGCGACGAAAGAAACUUUAUCUGUACAAUAUGUGAUAAGGCUUUCAAAUACAAAGUUAGUCUUAAACAUCACAAUUUGGUUGAUCAUGCAAAAUACAAGCCGUAUAAAUGUGAUAAAUGUCCCCAAGAAUUUGCCAACGAAUACAAUUACAGAGUGCAUCGAAAUAAACACAACAAAGUUGCUAAAAGAAAGACAAAGUCUAAACGACGACGUGCAAUUGCUAAGCCUCGUAUUACUACUGUUGUAAAAUCUGAAGACAAUAUUAAAGAUAAACUUCCCGAAGGAGUAACUGUUGACAAUGAGAAGACAGAUCAAACAACAUGUUCCAUGUGUAAAAUUGAACCAGAAAAUUUAAAAGAACACAUACAACAAUUCCAUAAUUCAAAAGAAUCAGCAUGCGCAUCUGUCAAUCCUACAAAUCAUUCCAGUCAAGAUGAGAAACAAAGCCUUGAAUCAACAAAUACGUUUGAUUGCCCUCAUUGCAAAAAAGUAUUUUUGUUUGCUUCGUACCUUAAAAAACACAUGCGAUGUCAUAACGAUGAAAGACCACACAUCUGCUCAACCUGUGGCAAAUCUUUCAAAGAUCAUUGGAGGUUAAGAUCUCAUAUGAAGAUAAAACAUGCUCCGGGUUCCAAGAAAUAUAGUCACAAGAAAAAGAGAAGAAUUAUCAAACGCGAGAAAUUAGUGAUUCCAGUUGUUGGCAAUUCGGAUGACCAAAAUCAAACAAGUGACACUUUGAAUAUUUCACAAAACAAUCUCAAUGAACAAAAUAAUGCACUCGAAUCUAAAUUUGUUGAAGCUGACCCCGAAACAACAGAUCAAUCGAGAAUACCAACUGCCGAUAAAAUAACAAAUGACGAUGCAGUAAAACCUAAAUGCACGCUAUGCGAUAGAGUAUUUCAGUUUGUCUCACAGCUUGAAACACACAUGCGCACUCACACGGGUGAAAGGCCUUAUGUAUGUCACAUUUGCGAUAAGACCUUCACUCAAAAUGGUCAUCUUAAAAAUCAUAUCCUGAUAAAUCAUAAAAAAAUAAUGCCAUUCCAAUGCAGCGUUUGUUUCCGUGGGUUUGCAAGUGGUUACAAUAUGAGAGCCCAUGAAAAAACCCACUUCAAUCAACAUCGUAAAAAAGUUAAAUCUAAAUCUAAAAAAAGUGCCAAAUUAUCUCAAAUCCAUAAUCAGCAUAGUACAAACGAAUCAAAUAAAGAAACCGUCCAAAACACUCAAGACGCCAUUGAAGAUCAAUUUGUUCAGGAUUUUGAAAAACUAGAGCUACAUCCACUCUUUGGAUCGAUGUCUACAAGUCACGAUGAAAAUCCAAGUACCGCUACCGAACCAGUAGAAAAUUACUUCCCGUGUCCCCACUGCGAAAAAACAUUUGUUGUUCAAUUGGAUCUCAAUGAGCAUAUGAAAACAACACACAGCGCAAGACCAUUUUAUUGCUCAAUUUGUUAUAAGACUUUCAGACAAGAACCUCACCUUAAAAUUCACAUUCAAAUGAGUCAUACAAAAUCAAGGAAUUUCAAGUGCAGUGAGUGUGAUCGAGUAUUUCUUACAUUCUAUAUUCUCAAUAAACACAUGAGAUCACACAAAGGAAAAAAGAGCCACAUUAUCAAAAGUAAAUCUAAGCGUGGUCACAAAAAAAGAGGAAAAAAUCUUAAACUCACUGACGAUUCUGAGCCACUUAAUACCAAUAUUGAACAAGUGGAAGUUAAAGAAUUCUCCAAUGUAGAAAUUGCAGAAACUAGCCAUACUUCAAAUGAACAAAAUCAACCAGAAGUAACUGCUGUGAAAAAUAAUGUUCAAAUGACGUGUGCACUGUGUUCUGUUUUAGUGGAUUCAGAUAAUCUAACCGAUCACAUGAAGGAGUGUCUUAACAUAUCACAAAGUAUGAACAUUCAAAUGAAAUCAGAACCUUUAGAAUCUCCACAAGACUUAGGGCAUCCGCUUUUUACAACUUUUUCAAAUCAGGAGGAAAACCGAACGGACACUGGUGUUGCGAAACAGUGUCCGGAAUGCAAUCAAGAGUUUUGUAGUUUUUCAAGCUUUGCUGAACAUAUGCAAACUCAUAGGGUUGACAGACCUUUCGUUUGUGCAACGUGCAGCAAAGCUUUUAAGAAAAAUGCACAUCUAAGAUCCCAUAUUAUGAUUGUUCAUAAAAGAAUACUACCAUACAAGUGUACCGAAUGUCCUCGGGUAUUUUCCAGUAAAUAUAAUCUAACCACGCAUUCAAAAACUCACCUCGCAAAAAGCAAUUUGAAAAAAGGAAGUUCUAAAAGACGUGCAAUUGUAAAAAAGAGUUAUUACAAAGACCCACCUUAUCAUGCUAAACCUUAUCAUCCCGAAAACACAAAUCAGACCACAUCAAAUGAGAAUGAGAAAAAUGAAAGUCACGAAGAUACAACAAAUUAUACUUUGAAUGAAAGUCAUGAGGAUACAUCAGAAUAUACUUUGAAUGAAAAUCACGAGGAUACAUCAAAUUAUACUUUAAAUGAAAGUCACAAGGAUACAUCAGAUUAUACUUUGAAUGAAACUCACGAGGAAACAACAAAUUAUGAUUUUCAGAAUCCAUUAAAUCAACCUGAAAUACAAUUAUCAAGUGGUGCAAAUGAUAAGAAAAUAAGAUGCACAUUGUGUUUUGUUUCAAUUCAUGCAGAUGAUUUAUCAAAACACAUGCAAGACUUUCAUAAUUUACCCGUAUCACUAACGUUAGUGCCAAUUAAGAAAGAAAAUUUAGAGGAACCUGACCAAUUGAUGGAUCGACCCUUGGAAACUGAGCCCAGUCAGACAGAAGCACCGAAGAUUGACCUACCACGUCGCCUUCAAUGUCCUACAUGUGAUAGAGAAUUUGUACACCUUUCACGGCUUAAUGAACACAUGCGGGCCCAUAGUGAUGAAAGACCAUUCAUCUGCUUAGUUUGUGGAAAGACCUUUAAACGACACGGCCAUCUUACGGCGCACAUAGUGACGUGUCACAAAAAAGCUAAACCAUUUAAAUGCAAGGAUUGCCCCCGAACGUUCUCAAGUAGCAUAAACUUGGAAUUGCAUUCACAAACACACACAAGCCAACAACUUUAUACCAGCUCUAUUGUUGAUACACACACACAAAGUGAAAUUAACUUAGAUCUACCCGCGUUUAAUGAAUCUCUUCCUCCAUGUAAUUUAGAAUCUACACACAUGGAAGAAUGCACCGCUCAAGAAAACCAUCAGUGUACUUUUUGUCCCACAGUAUUUAAAUCCAUUUCACAUCUCAUGGAACACAUGAAGGUCCACACCAGUGAUCAACCUUUUAUUUGUUCUCUUUGCGGCAAGGGUUUCAGUAGUAAUGACGACCUCAUCACUCAUCGUUUAAUACAGCACAAUAAAUCAAAACCUUAUCAAUGUGAUCAAUGCGAACGGGAAUUUAGAACAAGCUUAGAACUGAAAAAACACCAUCUCAUGAUUCAUGGCAAUAACUUUAAACGCACGCAAAACCCAAUGCGUCGUAAAAUAAAACAUCCAAAAUUAAACCAGGCUCCAAAUAACCAAGAGCCAUUAAACUAUGCCGAGGAUAUACCUCAAUGUAAUAUUUGUAAAAAAAACUUUUCCAACAACUGGGUACUAAAGGAACACAUGAAAUCUCAUACUUCUGAAAAGCCAUUCGUCUGUCCAAUUUGUGGACAUGGUUUUGCUAAAAAAUAUAAUCUCAAAAUUCAUAUAAUGGCACAUAAAAAAAUUAAGCCUUUCAAGUGUCAUUACUGUCCCCAAUCGUACUGUACGAAUUCUGGAUUGAAUCAUCAUAUGCGAACACAUACUCAUGGACGUAAGCGAAUAAUUAUUGAUUCAAUUGAUGCUGAAAAUGUAACGCUAUAAGUAUCAAAUGAAAAAAACAAAAACAAACCAAUAUGACUAAGAAUCUUCAAAAACAUAAAUAUUAAAAACUAAAAUCUGAUUAAUCGAUAUUCUUCCUAGAUACCCUUUAAGUUAAUAUAAGGUAACAAAACAAAAAUAUGUACUGCAUUUAGAAUUAAGGUUAAAAUUAUAUUGUAUUUAAAAAUAGUUCUUAUUAGAGAGAAAAAAGCGUGAUUUAAAAUUUCUAUAUAAUUCAGUUUUUAUUUUUUGGGAUUAUUUUAAUGAUAUUUUUAUAUUGAUUUAACAUAUCUGUGAAUUUUGGCAUCAAAUGUAGUCCCUGUGAUAAAUUGCAGCAAACUAUUUUAAACGGUUUUCAGCUUGUUUUAAUGAGUUUUCCAAAUGUUGAAAUUAUUAAAUUUUUACCAUGUAAAUAUAAAAUUAAUACGUUACUUAUUUUUUUAACGUUUUUAAUGAGCAUUUCUAGGGUGUUCUGUAGGAACGGAUAGUUCAAAAAUGACUGAGAGCUAUCCUUACGAAAACAAAUUAUCCCAACUAGUUCAUAAAAUAAUAGCUAUUUUUGUUCACUUUUGAAUUGACGGACAGAUUUUUAACUACUUUUUAUGCUAUUUUUAUAGCU
Molecule: messenger RNA, 9036 nt
Organism: Episyrphus balteatus (marmalade hoverfly)
Lineage: Eukaryota; Metazoa; Arthropoda; Insecta; Diptera; Syrphidae
Exons: 18
Coding region: 87-8420 (2777 amino acids)
Biological process (GO): regulation of transcription by RNA polymerase II
Cellular component (GO): nucleus
Molecular function (GO): DNA-binding transcription factor activity; zinc ion binding; RNA polymerase II cis-regulatory region sequence-specific DNA binding
Source: RefSeq, a predicted model, not a curated record